AUGGAGCCGACUGCGGUGACAAACAGCGGAGUGCAGCUGGAAACGCACAUUGAGACAAGCCAGCCGGCCACAACACCUCGGAAUCUCAACGCCGAAUCUCCGUCGCCAGGGCGACAGCGUGCCAGGGGUCAGCGGUCAAGCAAUAACUGCAAACCACCUCAAAUCACUGUGUCCCUUGAAACGGCUGCCUUAAGACUCUGUCUUCCCCCUUCUAGUCAACACCUCCUUUUCAGUCGGUAUGAGAAGCUUUCCAAGAUUGGCGAGGGGGCCUACGGCAUGGUCUUCAAGUGUCUCGACACUCAAACCGGGGACGUCGUCGCUGUGAAACGCUUCACCGCCUCGGACGAUGAUCCGCUGGUGAAGAAAAUAGCCUUUCGCGAAAUCCGCAUGCUCAAAAGAUUGAAGCAUCCCAACUUGGUGAAUUUAAUUGAGGUUUUCAGACGAAAAAAGAAGCUCCACUUGGUCUUUCAGUACAUCGACCACAGUCUACUCCACGAACUGGAUAGCCAGGCCUCGGGUGGAAUUGAUAGGGAGAAAAUCGUGCGGAUCACUUGGCAGAUCCUCCAGGGUAUAAACUUUUGCCAUCAAUCAAAUUGCAUUCACAGGGACAUCAAACCAGAAAAUAUCCUCAUUAAUGCCCAGGGAGAUGUGAAAUUGUGUGAUUUCGGAUUUGCUCGAUUUUUGGUCGACCAACAUGAGGCACUGGGUCCAGCUGCUAGUUCCGGCGAAAUCACUGUCCACAUUGGAUCAAGGCUUUCUGUCGCCGCGACCGAUGCACGGAUGAUGCUGGACAGAGCAGUCGAUACAGGCGGCACCUAUACCGACUACGUAGCCACGCGGUGGUACCGUUCGCCGGAACUGCUGGUCGGGGACACGCACUACGGUCCCCCGGUGGACAUCUGGGCUGUCGGAUGCGUCUUCGCGGAGAUGCUGACGCGGGUGCCCCUUUGGCCUGGCAGAUCGGAUCUGGACCAGCUCUACUUGAUUACGAGGAACCUUGGGAACCUACUGCCGCAACAGCAGAAGACGUUUCUGACGAACAGCUACUUCUCUGGCGUCGUGUUGCCUCGACCACAGACUGUGGAACCGCUGGAAGCCAAAUUCGAAGGAAUGAGACCCAGAAUUACGCCAGCUGAACUUGAAGUUUUGAAGUCGUGUCUUGUCAUGGAUCCCAACAGCCGCAGCACCUGUUCCGCCCUCCUUCAACUUCCGUACUUUCAAAAGACACGAAAUUCCACAUCCACGUCCAGCCAAGGCCCCGUGCAGAACGACGCGCCAGACGACGAGCCUACAAAGCGACCCACGUCGAAGGAGACGGUGGCGUCGGUUAUUUGCCUGGAUGGAAUGUCCUUGCAGAGCCCGGCAGUCAAAGCCAGGAGUGGCGAUCGCGCGGCACCGUCGUGUCCCGGCGUCACAACGGAGUCGGCUCCACACCACACCUUCGUGAGAGCUGACCAGAGGAAGUUGGCAGGCAGCACAAUUUCACUCUCCAGCAAAGGCACCAGCAUGAAACUACAGCCAGCCGUAAGCAAGCAAAGCCGCGCCAGCCGCGUCGCGAGGUCACGUGACGCCACCCUCAAGAACCUCCCGACGUGCUCCGAGCGCCGGUCCGAAGCACUGAUUGGUUGCUUUCCCCCUCCACCUCCACCUCCUCCCCCACCUCACCGCCUGGCGCACUGA
Molecule: messenger RNA, 1680 nt
Organism: Mesocestoides corti
Lineage: Eukaryota; Metazoa; Platyhelminthes; Cestoda; Cyclophyllidea; Mesocestoididae
Source: the annotation of a GenBank genome assembly